This is a messenger RNA of Phytophthora nicotianae INRA-310, 729 nucleotides long. RefSeq lists its product as hypothetical. Bases 1 to 729 code for a protein of 242 amino acids. Lineage: Eukaryota; Oomycota; Peronosporomycetes; Peronosporales; Peronosporaceae. The record is from RefSeq and is a predicted model, not a curated record. The transcript has a single exon.
AUGACCAUCCAUGUCACUCUCGAUCCGCUGAACGCAUUCUUCGACUACACGAACCCAAGUCACCCAUGGCAAGUCGAUCGUCAGCUCCUUCCCGAAGAUCCAUUCUUCUUCAGCAUGGAAGUAUUUGACCCUCUUGCCCCGGUUUCCAAGCGAGCUCCACUGGAAACCGUAUUCACCGCCUAUGGGCGAGUUUUCGUGGUGAUAGUCCCAUGCCAGAUCUCGGCUUUGCACUUUGGGAGCGUCGGUUCUGGAUCCUCGCUGCCGCUGUUGAAAAGGGGUUCACCGUUUGUUCCCAAGACAACCGACUGGCUCGCGGAGGUUACUGCGUUGGUGGGUCGACACCCGUGGCGUGCAAACUGGGUGUACCGACCGUUCGAUCACCCGUACAGCACGACCUACGUGCCAUGCACUCGAGAGGCUCGGAUCUUCUGCCCUCGCGGUGUUGAUGCCGCGAUGGCUAACCAAAUUGCUAGGGCGAUCAUUGCCAACCCGUGUUUGCAACCUCCUGAGUUAAUCCCGGACUGGCAAGAUCGCUAUCUCACGGGAGCAGUGCCUGGUGAUUCGACUGCGGCUGCGUCGACAGUAGACAGCGGUGUCGACGAUUCAAGUACUUCCGCUCUUCCGCCCGCAGCUUGCUUGUCUUCUCGCAAUGAAGAAGAGAAGGAGAGCAGCGGUGACACAUCUCGGGGCGUGCUUGCUGAAGCUGCUCGGCGACUCUCGUCUGAUUGA